GUGAUGAUGACCAGAUUGUAGGGCAGAACAGGUCCACAGUGGAGAGACUAAAGGCGUGUCCCGUCUUCCAUCCCCCGUGGUCAUUUCCUGCUGGGAAGUCCGAGUUCAUACCUGCUUCACCUUCACAGCCUAGGUCCUGGGAUUCCUCACUUCGGAGCCCACAAAACCAGCCCUCCAUUCUUCCCUUUCUACCUAGAGUCUCCCCCAGGGGGCCCUCGUCCUGGGCCAUGGCCCUAAUGGUGGGCCUGGGACCUGGGCAGCUGGAGGCUGUGGCCAUUCUUCUCCUGAUCGGAUUGCUCCAGCCAAGAAUGGGAGCUGACGGAGAUGAAGCCCCCUGUGGUGUAGUCAUCCAGCCGCGUAUCGCAGGCGGUGGCAGUGCCAGGCCGGGUCAGUGGCCCUGGCAGGUCAGCAUCACCUUCGAUGGCGUUCAUGUGUGCGGUGGGUCUCUCGUGUCGAACCAAUGGGUGGUGUCAGCUGCUCACUGCUUCCCAAGAGAACACAGCAAAGAACUUUAUGAGGUAAAGCUGGGGGCCCACCAGCUAGACUCCUACAACAGUGACACUGUGGUCUGCAAGGUGGCUCAGGUCAUCUCCCACUCAAGCUACCGUGAAGAGGGCUCCCAGGGGGACAUUGCCCUCAUCCGCCUCAGCAACCCUGUUAACUUCACCCGCUACAUCAAACCCAUCUGCCUCCCUGCAGCCAACGCCUCCUUUCCCAAUGGCCUCCACUGUACUGUCACAGGAUGGGGUCAUGUGGCUCCUUCAGUGAGCCUCCAGACACCCAGGCCUCUGCAGCAGCUUGAGGUCCCGCUCAUCAGCCGGGAGACCUGCAGCUGCCUGUACAACAUCAAUGCUGUGCCUGAGGAGCCCCACACGAUCCAGCAGGACAUGCUGUGUGCUGGCUAUGUGAAGGGAGGCAAGGACGCUUGCCAGGGUGACUCUGGAGGGCCACUCUCUUGUCCCGUGGAGGGGCUGUGGUAUCUGGCAGGCAUUGUGAGCUGGGGUGAUGCCUGUGGCGCCCCUAACAGGCCUGGAGUAUACACUCUGACUUCUACAUAUGCUUCCUGGAUCCACCACAAUGUGGCAGAACUCCAGCCUCGGGUAGUUCCCCAAACUCAGGAGUCCCAACCCGACGGUCACCUCUGCAACCAUCAUCCUGUCUUCAACUCAGCCCCAGCCCAAGGAUCGUUAAGCCCUACACUUUUCCUGCCACUGGGCCUGACCCUGGGUCUCUUCUGCCUUUGGCUUGAACAUUAAGCUACUUAACCCUCAAAGCUGACCUGCGUCCAGGACCAACAGCAUCCCCAAGGACAUGUGCCUGUCCAGGAGGGCACCAACUUGAUCUUUGAGCCCAUUCUUCUGAGUUUGCUCUUUGGGAUUAUAAUCUACAGCCAAGAAGUUCACAGCUUGUGGAGUGGGACAGAAAUUCUAGCCACCUUUCUGUUAUCUACAGCUUACUGGUUAGGCUCCUAUGGAGCUCCCAUAAGCCUCAGCUAGGGAAACAAGCCCUGACCUCAACCUGUACCCAGCACAAAGGACACCUGCCUAGCUGACUGCUGCAGCAGGCUGGCUUCAGGGCCCUACCCACCUGCCUGAUGAGCCCAUCACCUGUCCUCUUCCUGCCUCCUGGGCUUUGCCUGUCUUGCGCUAGGAAAAACCUCAGCCUUACUCCACUGGCUGCCAAGCUGACUGCCAAGUUGAGCUGACUCCUGGACUCCGGAGGACUGAGCCCCCACCGGAGCUGGCUGGGGCUUGGAUCAGGGUGAGGGGUAACAAGGAGUAAAUGUUUUUUAACACAA
Molecule: messenger RNA, 1798 nt
Organism: Psammomys obesus (fat sand rat)
Lineage: Eukaryota; Metazoa; Chordata; Mammalia; Rodentia; Muridae
Gene: Prss8
Product: serine protease 8
Exons: 6
Coding region: 228-1256 (342 amino acids)
Biological process (GO): positive regulation of sodium ion transport; proteolysis
Molecular function (GO): sodium channel regulator activity; serine-type endopeptidase activity
Source: RefSeq, a predicted model, not a curated record